AUGGUCCGACUGCUCUCCGCCGCACUCCUGGUGCUUGGCCUUGUCGGUGGCAUGGCGGCCGCCCAGGGAUCGCAGCCAGAUGCGCUCAAGCAGCUGGAGAACAAGGGGAUGCCGCAGCUCAUGGCGCAGAUGGCCAAGUCCAAGACGUGCACGAACGCGACGAUGCGCAUCCGGAAAGAAUGGGGCGAUUUGCCGGGUGCGGAGCGCAAAAAAUACAUCGCUGCCGUGCUUUGCUUGUCCCAGCGUCCGUCGCGCUACUCCCCGUCCGUGUGCCCCGGCUGCAAAUCUCGAUAUGACGACUUUGUUGCCGUUCACAUACAGUUUACUCCCACUAUUCACGGCACAGGAAACUUUUUGUCUUGGCACAGACACUACACCUUUGCUUUCGAGUCGGCUCUCAUCACGGAGUGCGGCUACACUGGCGCGCAGCCGUACUGGGACUAUGGCCGCUGGGCUCAAGACCCGCUCAACAGCCCAAUCUUUGACGGCAGCGACACUAGCAUGUCUGGCAACGGCGAGAAGAUCUCCCACAAGUCCACAAUAUCACCUCCCGGGGAAGGCGGUGGCUGUUUGAUGUCGGGUCCAUUCAAGAACAUGACCGUGUAUCUGGGACCACUUGCGGCAACGGCGGACCCGAGACCAAAGGCCAACCCGCAGGCCAACGGGUUGGGCUCAAACCCGCGCUGCAUCCAGCGCGACAUCACCAACUAUCUGUCGUCGCGGUACGGGCGGACGCAGGACAUUGUGAACCUCAUCACCAAGAACAACGCCAUCGGGACUUUUCAGACGGCAAUGCAGUCAACCAUUGGCACCAUGGGGAUACAUGGAGUUGGGCACUUUGUGCACGGCAGCCAGGAUCCGGGAGGAGACUUUUAUGUCAGCCCGAACGAUCCAGUGUUUUGGCUGCACCACUCCAUGAUCGACAGGGUCUGGACGAUCUGGCAGUCCCAAGACUUGGCGAACCGCCUCAUGACCAUCGCCGGCGGCACGUCAAUGUUUGGAGGCGGGCGCUCGCAAUCGUUGGAUGACUUGAUCAAUUUGGGCAAUGUGGAGCCGACGGACAAGAAAUGGAAGAUUCGGGAGCUUGUCAGUGUCACGGAUGGGCCGCUUUGCUACAUGUAUCAGUGA
Molecule: messenger RNA, 1128 nt
Organism: Pyricularia pennisetigena
Lineage: Eukaryota; Fungi; Ascomycota; Sordariomycetes; Magnaporthales; Pyriculariaceae
Exons: 6
Coding region: 1-1128 (375 amino acids)
Molecular function (GO): oxidoreductase activity
Source: RefSeq, a predicted model, not a curated record